AUGGCUUCCGCCACUAUCGGCAGUGCGGUGAGAGCCAGGCUGCUCUCAGCGCCUGCAUUAACCUGUCGACAAUGCCAAAGAAUCCGACUGACACCUACCCUACGCACCCCGCUACAUUCCGCCCAAUACAGUACAUCACGAACACCUUCAAAACUUCAAUCUAUUCUUCUCAAGAGCUCGAAAUCCGGAACCAUUCUUCUUUCGAAAACCAAGUCGUCCGUUCUUGAAAGCAUUGGCACUGUAAAGUCCGCGUACCGCCGGUUAGCUACAUCUGCAGUUGGAAGCGAUGCCGCCACCACAGCCACGACGAAGACGAAAUCGAGUAGCUUCCCUGAUAUAUCUGAGAAAUCCGUCGGUUACUGGUUGCUUGGAUCGGCUGGUCUUGUCUUUGGUAUCGUAGUUCUAGGCGGUUUGACUCGUUUAACGGAAUCGGGUCUUUCGAUCACAGAAUGGAAACCCGUAACCGGCUCGUUACCACCCCUCUCGGAUGCUGAUUGGGAAUCCGAAUUCUCAAAGUACCGUAACUCGCCCGAAUUCCGAAUCUUAAACCCGACCAUGAACCUCGAAGAAUACAAGUUUAUCUACUACAUGGAAUGGACACACAGACUUCUUGGAAGAGUCAUUGGUCUCUCGUUCGUUCUUCCAGCUAUUUAUUUUGUCGCUCGCCGAAAGGUUUCCAAAUCAAUGGCAUUGAAGCUGGGCGGUAUCGCGCUAGGUAUUGGAUUCCAAGGUUUCAUCGGAUGGUGGAUGGUGAAGAGCGGGCUGCAGGACGACCUAUUCCAGAAACCGGGGUCACAUCCGAGAGUUAGUCAAUACAGGUUAACAGCGCACUUGGGCGCCGCCUUCGCGGUUUAUAGCGCCAUGCUAUAUGCUGGGGUCAGCGUUUUUCGCGAAAACCGACUGCUGAAGGAUCCCAAGAAGGCCGUCGAGCUUUUGACGAAGCGAAGGAUUGGUGCAUUGGUCCCGCUGAGGAUAUUUGUCGGAUUCGUCAGUUUGUUGAUAUUCACAACGGCUAUGUCUGGGGCGCUAGUAGCAGGACUGGACGCUGGGCUCGUUUAUAACGAGUUCCCGAUGAUGGGUACUGGUCUUGCUCCACCAGUGUCGGAGUUAUUGGAUCCAUUCUAUUCCAGAGAACCGCCUCCGCACAACGACCUCGUAUGGAGGAACAUGCUUGAAAAUCCUACAACUGUACAGUUGGAUCAUAGGAUCCUAGCUACCACCUCAUUUUUCACGGUCUUGGCAUUAUGGGCAUACGGUGGACGCUUGCGAAGGGCGAAAGUCCUUACUCCAGAAGCGAAGAAAGGGAUCUUGGGUCUAGUUCACCUCGUCAGCAUGCAAGUUGCAUUGGGGAUUGCGACGCUGAUUUACUUUGUCCCACAUUCGCUUGCAAGCUUGCAUCAGGCGAAUAGUUUGGCGCUGUUGACUGGUUGUUUGGUACUUGGGAGCAGAGUUUGGGUUCCCCGGGCCCUGUUGAAGGUAGCCGAGAAACGCGUUGCAUUAAUGGGCAGGGGUACUAAGACGGCGGGGAAGAAGGUUGAAAAGUCAGAUAUGGCGAUUUAA
This is a messenger RNA of Orbilia oligospora ATCC 24927, 1560 nucleotides long. RefSeq lists its product as uncharacterized. NCBI's taxonomy places the organism in Eukaryota, Fungi, Ascomycota, Orbiliomycetes, Orbiliales, Orbiliaceae. The transcript is spliced from 2 exons. The record is from RefSeq and is a predicted model, not a curated record. Gene Ontology annotation, cellular component: mitochondrial inner membrane. Gene Ontology annotation, molecular function: oxidoreductase activity, acting on NAD(P)H, heme protein as acceptor. Gene Ontology annotation, biological process: heme A biosynthetic process. Bases 1 to 1560 code for a protein of 519 amino acids.